This is a messenger RNA of Closterium sp. Naga37s-1, 955 nucleotides long. Lineage: Eukaryota; Viridiplantae; Streptophyta; Zygnematophyceae; Desmidiales; Closteriaceae. The record is from the annotation of a GenBank genome assembly.
AUGAGCGGAUCGCUAUCAGCGCCGGUGCUCGUUCUUGCGCUAAUCGGCGCGCUUGCCGUGUUCACCGAGGUCGUGUCGCUCGUGCGCGUCGGCGUAUCGCCGUCCUACGUGUCGUUCUCGUCCGCCGUGGCCGCCGUUCACGGACGCGAUGCCGCGUGGACGGAGCGCAGUACGGCUCCGGGAGACGCGGAGAACGACCUGGAAGGAACGGCGUGGCCUGCGGAUGCUCCCAACACAGAAGCAGCAACCGAAGCAGCAACCGAAGAAGCAGAAGUAGCAGCAGUAGGAGGAGGGGAACCCGGAGGAGGGGAAGGGAGCUCGGGUGUUGACUCCCUUCCGCCGCUCUCUCUGCUGCCUCCAGAGUCACGAGCAGGACUAAUGUUCGAUGCUCUUCUGAGAGCGCAGUUCCGAGUGCAGCAGGCGUGGGCAGCAGGCGAGCUACUUGGCCCAACAGUGCGGUGGUUCCGCAAGGGCGUGGUGGAAAGCAUGGCAGCAGAGGCGCUGUGGCUGCCUGCUGACGUCAUUGCUGCUGCUGCUGCUGACGCUGCUAUUGGCGCUGCUGAUCCCGACGCUGCUGCCAAGGCUGCUGAAGAGGCGGCGGCAGCAGCAGCGGCGGCGGCGAAAGAAACGAGGAGAGGGUUGGAUCCUUUGAAACGGGUGUUCCUGAGACUGCUAGCUCUCACAGCGGAGUGGCAGGUGCGGGCCAACCAGGGGCACGCGGAGACGGGGAAGCAUGCCCCGUUUGGCCUCCAUAUAGUCACACUGGGGGGGUCAAUAACGAGGGGAUUCAGCAGCAGAAGCACGCAAGUGCGCCACCCCUGGCCGGAUCUCCUCCUGCCCUUCUCGGUCACGGCCUUCCCUCACCUCCGCAACUUCGUCACCAACUCUGCUGUGCGUGCUUGCGGGGCCAUCUGCCCCGCCCUCAGCCUCCCAUCCUUCCUGGGAGAUUCCCCAG